Cotesia congregata is the source of this 414-nucleotide messenger RNA. The record is from the annotation of a GenBank genome assembly. Lineage: Eukaryota; Metazoa; Arthropoda; Insecta; Hymenoptera; Braconidae.
AUAAUAUACUCAAUUUAUCUAACCUGUAUCUCUGUAUAUAUUUCUGAAAUUUGUCUGCGCCCGUCAAUAUCAUUCAGAUCAAGAGCAGAGAAAAAAAUGUCCGCCGUCGAAUUAAACCCACGACCCGUUCGGGUUUCACCCUUGAUCAAGGAGAGUGUCGCUGGAUAUUUAGCGUUCUCAAGAUGGACGUUGCUGACGGCUGGAAUAAUGUACGGAUUGUUUUACCAAAACCGUUUCUCCAAAAAGGAAGCUGCCUUCCAGGAGGUUGAAAUGAAGCGCAAGGCUAUCAGAGAUAAGCAGUUGGCUGAGGAAAAGAAACGUCUUGCUGAAGGUGGCUAUUUCCGUUUAUUUUGUAUUUUUAUUAUUAUUAUUAUAUCGCGUGACAAAUGUCAAAAGAGCGUAUUACAGAGGUGA